Humulus lupulus (European hop) is the source of this 2544-nucleotide messenger RNA. RefSeq names its product O-fucosyltransferase 20-like. Bases 194 to 1909 code for a protein of 571 amino acids. Gene Ontology annotation, cellular component: cytoplasm. The transcript has 6 exons. The record is from RefSeq and is a predicted model, not a curated record. NCBI's taxonomy places the organism in Eukaryota, Viridiplantae, Streptophyta, Magnoliopsida, Rosales, Cannabaceae.
UAACGCGUACAGGCUAUUCAGUCUUCGCGUUCCCGCCGCCUGUUUUCUUCUUCCUCUUCGCUCUUUCUCUCUCUGAAAGUUCUUAAAAGUUGCUCAUUAAAGGAGCCAAACUGUAACCAAAAAAAAAAAACUAUAUAGGGGCUUUGAUUUUCUUUUUAAGAAAAAACAGAGGUUGAGCCUCGGAAGUUCUCUAAUGGCGAAGUCAAAGAACAAGGCGAAAAAGCUUUCGUACAUCUCUGUCCCAUCUCAGAUCAUCAACUCUUUAUCAUCCUCGUCUCUUCAAUCUCUCCUUCUCUCGCCCAAGAAAUCGUCAAGAAACAAUAGGUUAUUAAGCUUAUUGAACACUUACAGAAGACCAAGAUUCUGGUUUUACUCUCUGUUUCUCUUUGCUCUUUUUGGUAUGUUAAAGUUGGGGUUCAAUCUUGACCAUUUGGUGCCCUUUUCUCCAUACCCGUGUGUUACAAGUCAAAGCCAGGGCUUAAGCUCAAAUGGGGUUUCAAAAACAGAGAAAAUGGAUGUUGCCACAAAUGGUGAGGAGAGUGAAAAAAACGGUUUGUUGACCAAGUUUAGCGCUUCACAGACAUUAGCUUCAAAUGGGUAUUCGGAGUUAGAGGAGAGUAAUGAGAAGAACGAGUUCUGGAAACAGCCAGAUGGGUUGGGGUACAAGCCUUGUUUAACGUUCACAAGAGAGUAUAGGAGAGUAAGUGAGGGGAUUGUAAACAACCGGAGAAAGUACUUGAUGGUUGUCGUUUCGGGUGGAUUGAAUCAGCAGAGGAAUCAGAUUGUUGAUGCUGUGAUCAUUGCUAGGAUUCUUGGAGCUGCUCUGGUCGUUCCUGUCUUACAAGUCAAUGUCAUUUGGGGAGAUGAAAGUGAGUUCUCUGAUAUAUUCGAUUUGGAUCACUUCAAAAGAGUUUUGGCACAGGACGUGCGUAUGGUCUCGUCACUGCCAUCGACGCAUAUCAUGACGAGGCCGGUAGAAGAGAAACUGACACCCCUUCACGCUUCUCCCACCUGGAUUAGGUCCCGUUAUCAUAAAAGGAUUAACAGGGAUGGAGUCUUACUUUUACGAAGUUUGGACUCAAAACUCUCCAAGGAUCUUCCUUCUGAUCUUCAGAAGCUUCGUUGCAAGGUUGCAUUUCAUGCAUUGAGGUUUGCUCCACCAAUAUUAGACCUCGGUAACAAGCUGGCAGAGAGGAUGAGGAGUAAAGGGCCAUACCUUGCCCUGCAUCUACGGAUGGAGAAGGAUGUGUGGGUGAGGACUGGUUGCCUUCCCGGUUUGAGCCCUGAAUAUGAUGAGAUUGUUAGCAACGAGAGGAAACAACGCCCGGAACUCCUUACUGCACGAUCUAACAUGACUUACCAUGAUAGAAAGCUUGCAGGUCUCUGCCCUUUAAAUGCUCUGGAAGUGACCAGGCUGCUUAAAGCUCUAGGAGCUCCAAGAAAUGCAAGAAUAUAUUGGGCUGGUGGGCAACCGCUGGGUGGAAAAGAAGCUUUGCUUCCAUUAACGAAUGAAUUUCCCAAUUUCUAUAACAAGGAAGAUCUUGCCUUGCCUGGAGAACUGGAACCAUUUGCUAAUAGAGCUUCGGUUAUGGCUGCCAUUGACUAUAUUGUCUCCGAGAAUAGUAAUGUGUUCAUGCCAUCUCAUGGGGGAAACAUGGGCCAUGCGAUACAGGGUCACCGAGCUUAUGCAGGACACAAGAAGUACAUAACUCCAAACAAAAGACAGAUGCUUCCUCAUUUCCUCAACUCUUCUCUCCCAGCAGCAGAGUUCAAGAGUAUCAUAAGCUACUUGCACCGCGACUCUUUUGGGCAGCCAGACCUCAGAACCAGUAAAGCUGGAAGGGAUGUCACAAAGUUUCCAAUUCCCGAGUGUAUGUGCAAUGAUUCGCACUCUCACUCUGGUACCUGAACUGGUUACCCGAGUGUAUGUGUAAUGAUUCGCACUCUCACUCUGGUACCUGAACUGGUUACCGCCGAAGUGUAAUUUCCAACUACAACACUGCAUUGGCUACAACAGAUUGCUUGAAUCUGAUUGAAGCAUAUUUUGGUGAAUCCAUUGGAUUGGAGCCCCCUUUGAAGAGCAGUGGUGUUUCUCUUCAGGGCAAUGAUGAUUCUUUGUGUUAACCAUUUUUCCCAGGCCAUCUCAGGCCACAACACUCUUAGGCGUCAUGCUUGCUUAAACCAUUUGGGUGCUUCCCAAAGUACAUGAAUUAUUGUGAUGCAAGCUGGUGGAUCCCCCUUGAAGGACAAGAAUAUUAAUGCCACACCUUUCCAUACCUUUUAUUCUUUGAUUCUUUUAUACCAUUUCAUAUAGAAAAAAGUAAUACAGAACAGUCUUCUAUCCCAUUCAAUUCUUUUCUUUUCUUCUUUCCACUUUCUUAUUCGUACGUGUAUAAACGCACAUAUCAAAAUACGUGUAUAUUUUGUAUAAUAAUGUAAAAUCUGUUAUGUAACAAGUAUUUAUGUUAUCCAAGUAUUGUAAGCUUGGAGCAUGAGUUGGUAUUAGUUAAAUAAUUGAUAAUAUAAUGUGGAAUUCUGUUUUUA